AUGGGUGAAGCACUGAUGAAUUCUAAUAUUGAUGAUGAUGGUUAUUGUGAUGAUCAAAAUGAUUAUGUUCCAUUUCAUGAUGAUGAUGAUGAUGGUGAUGAUCAAAAUGAUUAUGUUCCAUUUCGUGAUGAUGAUGAUCCGAAUGAUUAUGUUCCAUUUCGUGACGAUGAUGAUGAUGAUGGUCGUGAUCAAGAUGAUUGUGUUUCAUUCCGUGAUGAUGAUGAUGAUCCGAAUGGUUGUGUUCCAUUUCAUGAUGAUGGUCGUGACCAAGAUGAUUGUGUUCCAUUUCGGGAUGAUGAUCCGAAUGGUUGUGUUCCAUUUCAUGAUGAUGAUGAUGAUGAUGGUCGUGAUCAAGAUGCUUGUGUUCCAUUUCGUGAUGAUGAUGAUCCGAAUGGUUGUGUUCCAUUUCGUGGUGAUGAUGAUGAUGAUGGUGAUCCGAAUGGUUGUGUUCCAUUUCGUGAUGAUGAUGAUGAUGAUGAUGAUGAUGAUGGUGAUCCGAAUGAUUAUGUUCAACUUCGUGAUGAUGAUCCGAAUGAUUUGGUUCAAUUUCGUGAUGAUGAUGAUGAUGAUGAUGAUCCGAAUGACUGUGUUCUAUUUGAAGAUGAUUGUGAUGAUGAUGAUGCUGAUGCUCGUGGCCGUGGUGCAAAUGAUCAUGCACACCGACAACCUUAA
This is a messenger RNA of Cercopithifilaria johnstoni, 672 nucleotides long. NCBI's taxonomy places the organism in Eukaryota, Metazoa, Nematoda, Chromadorea, Rhabditida, Onchocercidae. The record is from the annotation of a GenBank genome assembly.